This is a messenger RNA of Dothidotthia symphoricarpi CBS 119687, 1040 nucleotides long. RefSeq lists its product as uncharacterized. Bases 28 to 564 code for a protein of 178 amino acids. Lineage: Eukaryota; Fungi; Ascomycota; Dothideomycetes; Pleosporales; Dothidotthiaceae. The record is from RefSeq and is a predicted model, not a curated record. The transcript has a single exon.
CACCGAGCCUAAGUUACGUCCACAGCCAUGUCGUUCAAGUUAGGUCUAUCAACUGUCGAAUACAGUUUUGUCACUAUCAUCGGCACCGCAACCCUAACUACACCGGCACAUUCUACUUCUCAUAUUAUCACCGCGCGUCAGUGGGAAAGCUGGCAACCAUCCGCACCUUCAUGGACUCCAGAACCACCACCACCAUGGACGGAGCAGCCCUGGACACCACAGUCAUCAUGGGUGGAGACACCGACCUGGACACCAACACCAUCCGUAGUCGCAACACCGACGCUCACGCAGUCCAUAGUCCCCUACACCGGACCUGGGCCCGACAACGGCGUGACAGGAUGGGUAACCGUUGCCAUCGUAGCCGGAGCGCUAGUCGCUGCCGGAAUCCUGGGUUGUAUCUUUGUAGUGCUUCGCAGAUGGAUGCACAGGCGCAGAGUUCGUGGGGGCAAAAAACCCGCUCAAGAUGUUGAGAUGGAGGCUAUGCGGCCUGACCAUGGUUCAGCACAACGAAUGGCUGCAUCUGUGAUCGCACAUCCUCCACAUGUGUACAAGGGUUACUCGUGACCAAGGCCAGGAGUUUGACUGGUAAGGUAGUCGUCCGUUGGCUGACAGGUGGGUGGCUUCGUUUGGAUUUAAGUUCGAGGUUCUCAGCGUUCGAAGGACUGAGGUGGAUGCUGGAUACAACGAUGUUGUCAUAGGACCAACAUGUUCAACUGAAAAAUAGAUUUGAUCAUUUGCAGCCUGAGUCAACUUUUGUAUCUACAAAUCUUGGGAUAUUGAUUUGUGUACUGGCAAGUUCUGGGAUCGUCCAACUGGUCAGAAGCAACACUUGGGUUUGCUCAAAUGAACGAAGAGGACAAAUCUAUUCGACGUGCUAUCAUUGACGGAGUCUGUAUAAUGAGUAAUGUCGUUCGUUCGCACAGCAAUGGACGGGAAAUUUCACGACGUGAAUCAUGACGUCAUAUGCGGCUUGAAUCUAGCCAGCAAGACCUUUAUGACCAUAAGCUCGUAGAUCAGUGUGAAGAGUGAGCGUGUAGUAG